Messenger RNA from Plodia interpunctella (Indianmeal moth), 1150 nucleotides. RefSeq names its product Peroxin 2 (gene Pex2). Lineage: Eukaryota; Metazoa; Arthropoda; Insecta; Lepidoptera; Pyralidae. Gene Ontology annotation, cellular component: peroxisomal membrane. The record is from RefSeq and is a predicted model, not a curated record. Gene Ontology annotation, biological process: protein import into peroxisome matrix. Gene Ontology annotation, molecular function: zinc ion binding. The transcript is spliced from 5 exons. The coding region runs from base 177 to 1019 and encodes 280 amino acids.
CAUUGUCAUACAGUCUCAAAUUUUCAAUACCUAUCUACAUAAAAAUGUAGUUCUUCUUAUCUAGUUUUUAUCGAAGUACCUAUUUGUUGUUCAUUAUUCAAGAUCAAGAAGUUUUUUUUACCUACAAAAUAGUUACAUAAAUAGGUACUAAACAAAAAUUGCCUAGAAAUUUGAAAAUGAGCAUUAAUUAUAUUCCCCGCGUGACACAGUUAGAUGCAGUGCACCUUGAUAAUCAGGUGGAAGAGCUAUUUAAACAACAAAUUUUUCAAGCGGCAAAAUUUUUAGAGCCAGGGUUCCUCCAAGCAAUACUCCCAGAACUGGAACUCUUGAUCAGGACAUGGAUUUUCAGAUACUCAUUUUAUAAUAAAAAGAGUACAUUUGGGCAAGAAAUGUUAUCACUGAAAUAUAAGACAGAUAAUAUAACUUCAAGCAAACUUUAUUGGUAUUUUGGGUACAGAAUUGGCUUGAAAUAUAUUAAAGAUCGAGCUCUGUAUAGUUUUACAUCAAAUAUAAGAGUUCAAAAUGUUAUUCACAAGAUAGAAACAUUUCAGUUAAUUGGGGACAUUCUGAAUUUCCUUAGAUUUAUACAGAGUGGAAAGUACCCUUUGCUAAUUGAUUUUAUUCUUGGUUUGGAGCUUACAGCGGAUAAGUUGACAAGAGAAGACUUAACUGAUUUUUCCUGGACGAGGGAACUUUUGUGGCAUAAUUUCAUUGAAUUAAUUGGUACAGCCAUUUCAUUGAUGAAUAUGUUUGGGCUUAGAAAUAAACUUACAACAGUACUAAAGUAUGUUUGGUGGAGGAAGCACGCAAAGUCUUCAACAAUACCUGGCGAGGCAGUCAUGACUCACAAUACAGUUUGUGGUUGUUGUUCUAAUAAACCCGUCCUGCCGUACACUAUGGGAUGUUCACAUAUUUUCUGCUACUACUGUUUGGUGGCAAACAAGACUGUAGACCAGGAUUUUGCAUGUCCAAAGUGUUACUAUAAUGGAAAGGAAAUAAGUAAAUUUGUCAUGGUGUAGGGGGAAGGUAAUUUAUAUAGAUAUUAUUAUUUUUAAUUUGAAUACAUAAUGUAAGUUAUCAUUAAAUGUAUUGCAAUGGAUAUUGGUGCUGUGAUAAUUAUAAGAAAUAAAAUUGUCAUUUAUAUGUUUUA